This is a messenger RNA of Gastrolobium bilobum, 4279 nucleotides long. Its product is annotated as kinesin-like protein KIN-7E. The record is from RefSeq and is a predicted model, not a curated record. Gene Ontology annotation, biological process: microtubule-based movement. The coding region runs from base 1230 to 3953 and encodes 907 amino acids. Gene Ontology annotation, molecular function: microtubule binding; microtubule motor activity; ATP binding. Lineage: Eukaryota; Viridiplantae; Streptophyta; Magnoliopsida; Fabales; Fabaceae. The transcript is spliced from 15 exons.
UGUGCGUGUGAGCUUCAGAGAGAGAGAGAGAGAGAGAGAGAGGAAGCAACCGACGACUCUCUCUCACACUCACUCACUUUGGUAGUUUUCUUCUGUUUCAGAUCGUGGUGGGUCGUGAAGUGAAGUUGUUUCCGAUGUUCACUGUUCUAUUCCUUAACCAAUUUUCACAGGAGAAUACGUUCGUAUCCCAUACCUGAUUUAUGAUCACGGAAUGAGGAGUUCCAGAAUAGAGCGAAAAUCUUAGCGGAGGGUGCAGAUUCGUAAACUACUUUGUUAUGUGAAUUGUGUUAUUGUUGUUACGUGAAAAGGACGGUAGUUUCGAAGGUAAAAAUUCCUUGGUUUCUCCUCCUUGUCAAAAACUGAUAUCUACGAGAAUGUGUGAGUGUCUGUGUUGCUUUUGUUUAUUGGCCAGAAGGAAAAUUAAAGAGAAGGAGGGUGAAAACUGAAAAGGAUGUUCCUCUGUGUGUUGGGGACCAGUGCUUUGCAUAACUACCAUGUCACGAUCAAUUUAAUAUUUAUGUGAAACUUUGUUACUUACUUCGUUCUCAAGCGUUCUUGUGGGGUCGCUGCAAUGGAAAGUUUUCUAUUCUUACAUUACAAUUGGUCAUUGUUGAAGGAAGGAUUAAAAAUGAGAACCUCGCUUUAUAUGUUCAGCCUUUCUUUUUUUUGGAAAUAAAAAAAAUCCCCCUCCUCUCGUCCUUCUUUAUUCUUCUAUCUAGAUGAAGCUUGGUACCAAAUAAUAAGCAAAAGACCAGCAUGUCCUUUAAUCGCACUAAAGUCAUGAUUAAUCAUCUCUCUCUCUCUCUUGAAAGAAAAGUCUUUUUGGGCGUGAUAUAUUGCCAACCACUGCUAAUUGUUAAUGAUAAUAACGUAACUAGUUAGCAUUCUGUUUUUGUCUUGGUCUUUCUUUCUGUUGGUUGGAUAUAAUCUAAAGUUAGCUCGUUGUUGCUGUUAUUGCCUAUUUAUUUAUCUACCGGAACUAAUGGGUUGUUACUUUCUGAGUUUGUUCAGUCAUGAUUAUGAUUAUCUUGUUGCCAUAUAGUUAAGGGCUUAUUAUUUUUUUCUUAACUUCCAGUUGUUUUCUUUUAAAUGUCUUACAUUUUAGGAAAUGAAGAAUAACAUUAAUAAUUAGCCACACAACUUAUCCUCUUUUAGGAUUCAUGGGCUUGUUCUGAUUUCUGAUUAGCUUGUUAAUUGGGUUGGAAAGAAUAUUGAGUUAAAAGUGAACAAUGGGGGCUAUGGCUGGAGAAGAGCUGUUGAAAUUGGAGAAGACACAAGGGGUGAGUGGUCGUGAAGAGAAGAUCCUCGUGUUAGUAAGGUUGAGGCCUUUGAGUGAGAAGGAAAUUGCUGCUAAUGAAUCAGCAGAUUGGGAAUGCAUUAAUGAUACUACCAUCUUGUACCGGAACACACUGCGUGAGGGUUCCACAUUUCCAAGCGCCUACACAUUUGACAGAGUAUUUCAGGGUGACUGUGCCACAAGGCAGGUUUAUGAGGAAGGAGCCAGAGAAAUUGCUCUUUCAGUUGUUGGUGGAAUUAACUCAAGUAUUUUUGCUUACGGGCAAACAAGUAGUGGAAAGACAUACACGAUGAUUGGAAUAACCGAAUAUGCUGUAGCAGAUAUUUUUGACUAUAUAAAGAGGCAUGAAGAAAGAGCAUUUGUAUUGAAGUUUUCAGCAAUCGAAAUUUACAAUGAAAUUGUUAGAGACCUUCUUAGCACAGACAGUACUCCACUUAGGCUGCGUGAUGAUCCUGAGAGAGGACCCGUUUUAGAAAAACUCACAGAGGAGACUCUACGGGACUGGGGGCAUUUGAAAGAGCUCCUAUCUUUCUGUGAAGCUCAGAGACAGGUAGGAGGGACAUACCUGAAUGAAAAGAGUUCUAGAUCUCACCAAAUUAUCAGACUGACAAUGGAAAGUUCAGCCAGGGAAUUCCUCGGCAAAGGCAACUCAACCACCUUAGCAGCUAGUGUGAACUUUGUUGAUUUGGCAGGGAGUGAGCGUGCAUCUCAGGCAUCAUCAGCUGGGGUGAGAUUGAAAGAAGGUUGUCAUAUAAACCGGAGUUUACUUACACUUGGAACGGUCAUUCGUAAGCUUAGCAAGGGAAGACAUGGACACAUCAAUUACAGAGAUUCUAAGCUGACUCGCUUACUGCAGCCUUGCUUAGGUGGCAAUGCUAGAACAGCUAUCAUCUGCACUUUGAGCCCUGCACGAAACCAUGUUGAGCAAACUAGAAACACACUUCUUUUUGCUUGUUGUGCUAAAGAAGUGACAACUAAAGCACAAGUUAAUGUAGUGAUGUCUGAUAAGGCCUUGGUCAAGCAAUUGCAAAAAGAGGUAGCCAGAUUGGAGAGUGAAUUGAGAACUCCUGGUCCUGCUACCUCCAAUUGUGAUUAUCCAGCAUUGUUGAGAAAGAAAGAUCUCCAGAUAGAAAAGAUGGAGAAGGAGAUUAUGGAGCUAACUAAGCAACGAGAUCUUGCUCAAUCAAGGGUUGAGGAUUUGCUGCUCAUGGUCGGAAAGGAGCAGAUAUCUAGAAAAGAGGGGGAGGAUAUCUGGGAGGAUGACUAUUCAGCAUCAGAGUCAUCAAGCAUUUAUGGUCCUCAUCAUCCUGAUAUGCGCAUUAGAGAGUUCAAGAAUCCUCACUAUAUUGAUGGAGACAGUGGAAGUAAUCCUGAUGAAGACCCUGAUGAAUACUGCAAAGAAGUUCGAUGUGUUGAGAUGGAGGAGUCAAGUAGAGACAACUUAGAAUAUCUUGAUCCAUCGCUAAGUGACAAUGGGGAGAUGGCUUUACCAAUAUCUGGGGAGGAAAAUGGAACAAGCCAGGAAAUAUCUACACAUUUGAAUUAUGAUAGGGAAGAGGGUCAGAUCCAAGGAAACUCAACAUAUGGUGUGCUGGAGCAGAGAUUGCAUGAUGUACAAUCGACCAUUGAUUCUCUUGUACAAUCUCCACAGGCCAUGUCAGAAAAUAUGUCAAAUUUUAGGGAUCCGAAAUUAACUAGGAGCUGGAGUUGUACGGAAUAUCACAUGUCUGGUUCUCCUGAGACAGGAGGAGAAAUACUGAGAACUCCAGUCAAUGAGUUUGAAAAAGGAUUCCCUGGAAGGCCACAUAGUUUGCGCAGAAAGUUCCCUCCAUUAAAUUUUGAUGAUUCCUCAAGGAAUGGUUCUCAGUCUUCUAUUGGAAGUCCUUCUGUGGAUGAGUUUAGAGACAACAGCAUGAGAACAUCUGCUGCUGAGGAUAUUACUAGCAUCCAGACUUUUGUUGCUGGGAUGAAAGAAAUGGUUAAACUUGAAUAUGAGGAGCAGCUUGUUGAUGGUCAGGAUCAGGAGACAGAAGGAAAACCAUUUAAGUUUGAGAAGAAUGUGAAAAAUGUUGGUGUGGAACCAAUGUUGGAGGCACCUGGAACUCCUUUAGAUUGGUCCCUGCAAUUCAAGAGGCAGCAAAAAGAGAUAAUAGAACUGUGGCAAUCUUGCUGUGUACCAUUGACCCACAGGACCUACUUCUUUCUUUUGUUCAGGGGUGAUCCAACAGACUCCAUUUACAUGGAGGUAGAGCUUAGAAGACUGUCUUUCCUCAAAGAAACAUUUUCUCAUGGAAACCAGUCUGUGAAAGAUAGUCAGACAAUCACACUAGCUUCAAGUGUGAAAGCUCUUCGCCGAGAGAGAGAAAUGCUUGUCAAGCUUAUGCAGAUGAGGCUUUCUGAGGAAGAGAGGAAAAGGCUCUUCAAGGAGUGGGGCAUUGUAUUGAAUUCAAAGCGCAGGAGGAUGCAGCUAGCGAACCGUUUAUGGAUCAACACUGAUAUGAACCAUAUAAUGCAGAGUGCUGCUAUAGUUGCAAAGUUAGUCAGGUUUUCGGAGCAGGGUAAGGCCCUCAAGGAGAUGUUUGGGCUUAGCUUCACACCCCAACACACAAGGCGAAGAUCUUAUUCAUGGAAAAAUAGCAGAGCAUCUCUCUUGUAGGCCUUUUUUUGUGACCCACACGUGUACAGAGUUAGAGAAAUUUUAUCACGUAGAGUUUCUGAUUGAUCACCGUUCACUUGUUUAGCAUUCUUUCUUCGAUGGAAAUAGACAUGGAUGAGUUCCUUCCUUAUUAAGCUAAUUUUGGGCGAUUGUCUUGUCUUUUUAUUGUUUUGGUGUACCACUUAACGAUUUGAGUUUUUUUGUUCUUUUCUUUUUCGGGACAAGAGUUUGUUGUGUUGCUUGGUUUCAUUCUGGACUCUUUUAAUCAUUAUCCCUCGCUCUGGACAAAUUCUUAUGUAAUCUUUGUAUAUUACACAGACAAGUAA